UAAGCUAAUGGUGUUCUUUGAGCCUUUACUUUCAAGGGCAGCUACCUACAAAGAGUCGAUGGAUGUUGUUGUUGAAAUAUCUCACUUGUUGGCAAUGCGUUUGGAUGAGAAGAUUGCAAUGCUUGACAGGCAAAGGAAAAAUGAGGAUGUUGUAGUUGGUACCCCGUCAUCUGUGUGUUUGGAGAAAGGUGGUACGGAAUUGACCCCCUCAUCCAUUGGCCAGUUACAACCUAUUGGGGUACGACGUACGAUGGUGUUUGAUUCCCCACAAACGAAUGAACAUGAAGGAAGUUGUGCCGGUGGUGGUGGUGUAUCGGGAAGCGUUGGAGGUUUAUCUGGCAGCUUUGCUCGGGGUUUAUCAGGAAGCUUCAAUGAUAGAAUAGAUGCAAUGGAUGCAAUUGCAGCUGGUUUAACAGGUGGCUUUGAUCAUGAUGAUGAUGAUGAUGUUGGUGGCAUUCCUAGCCUUGAAAGCAUAGAUGUGGGCCUAGAUGGGGUCCAAGCAAAUGGCAAUGAGGUUUUUCCUUUGUUAGAUCCUCCAAUACCUCCAAGACCGGCCCACAAGACUACUAGUUACCGGUAUAGGUCAUGUACCGAGCGUCUGAAGCGGCCAAUUACCCAAGAACAACUAAUGAACAGAGAGACUCUAGCUCCUAGCUCAACCAAUGAUGUUGGUCCUUCUUCUCCUUGUCCUCCAUGUCCUCCUCCAUGUCCUCCUCCAUGUCCCCCUCCUUGUCCUCCAUGUCCUCCUCCUCCAGCUCAACCAAAGGCUGCACCGAGGAAGGCAGCGGCACCGAGGAAGACAGCGGCGCCAAGGAAGCCUGCGGCACCGAGGAAGCCAACAGCACCCAGGAAGCCAGCAGCACCCAGGAAGCCACGGAAGAGCAAGAAGGUUGAUGAGCAACAACUUAUAGUGCAUCCGCAGCAACAACAACCGCAACAAAACUUCGUGCAUCCCCAGCCACCCCAACAGGAAUUUGUACAAAGUGUUGGUGGUAUACAAAUGUUGGAUGGUUCCUUUAGGUACUAUGCCCGGCCUGUUUCAGCUCCCAGAUGUGUAUAUCAACAACAACGACCAUAUGUUGGCGAUGGAUAUAUUGAUGGCUACAUAGACCCGUCUGGGGACCAUGUCACGUUUGGUUCUCCUCAACCGGGGCAUUCUCAAAUGGUGCAUCCUCAAAUGGGCCAUCCUACUCAAAUAGGUCAUCCUUCUCAAAUUGUCCAUCCUUCUGAGGUGAGCCAUCUUUCUCAAAUGGGCCAUCCGAUCCCUGUUAUAAACUCGUACCAUCCUGGGUCGUCAUCUUGUCAAGGGUGUUCCUCCGUAGGUCAGUUUCGUCCACUAAACAACAUCAACAACAACACUGCUAUUGUUUAUAAUAACCAUUUUCCUUCGUUUACGCAAAAUGGAAGUGUUUCUAUGCAACCUGUUUCAGGCAACGAUGGUGGUUCAAAGGCGACGAUGGUGGUUCCUAGAUUUAUACAAAAUAUGUUGUUGGGAGGAAAUGGCGAAGGUUAAGGACUUGUAAUUCAUUCAAUUGGAAUAGUUGUUGUGUUUGUGAUUUACUCAAUUGGAAUAGUUUGUUUGUGGGAGACU
Molecule: messenger RNA, 1591 nt
Organism: Spinacia oleracea (spinach)
Lineage: Eukaryota; Viridiplantae; Streptophyta; Magnoliopsida; Caryophyllales; Amaranthaceae
Exons: 2
Coding region: 8-1513 (501 amino acids)
Source: RefSeq, a predicted model, not a curated record